This is a messenger RNA of Nanorana parkeri, 525 nucleotides long. RefSeq names its product protocadherin-9-like. The coding region runs from base 15 to 494 and encodes 159 amino acids. The transcript is spliced from 2 exons. The record is from RefSeq and is a predicted model, not a curated record. Lineage: Eukaryota; Metazoa; Chordata; Amphibia; Anura; Dicroglossidae.
CCCAGCUGCCACCCAUGGGCUUAAGAGAUCAUGAGAGCCAGGCCACCUCUAGUGAAACAUUUCCAGGAAGACGCUUCACUCAACGAUGGGCAAAUACUCUGCCAAUCUGCCUCAGAGACUCAAGACCAUUGCCUGAUGUAGCUCUGACUGGUAAAUGCACAAGAGAUUGUGAUGAAUAUGGGCACUCUGAUUCCUGCUGGAUGCCAGUCCGUACAUCACCUGAAAGGAAGCCGAAGAACCAGCCAAAGCUUUCCACGUUUAUGCCAGUUGACGAACGAGACAGCCAAGAGAAACUAGCCAAUGGAGAGGUUUCACUUAUGGGCGAUCGCAACAGGAAUCUACUUAACAAAAAGUUGGGAUCAUAUGAGACCUUCAGUGCAGCCACAUUCAGUAAAAGUGAAGAAGCCAAUCCCGAGGAUAUUCCCCUUAAGCAAACAGGGGAGUAUAAGCCAUCUCCCGUCAACACUUUAACUAGAAGAGAAGUUUACCUGUGAGCUAUUUGAAGCAGCAGGGUUCUUUCAUAUA